AUGCCGCUGUUCUCUCGGUUUAAGAAUAAGGGAGCGCAGCCGACAUCCAAGGGCAAGACACUCGGCGACCUUGACACCGCUCCCGCCCCUAAACAGCAGACAAGAUGGCAGUCGCGCUGGGAAAGCACCGUGAUCGUGCCCGAGGAGAUCAAAGAGUUGGUCAACGUCUGCACGGCCGAGAUGAAGUCGCGAGGUAGGCACUCCCUGACACUUGGACUUUCCAACUGCGGCUAUGGACUGACAACCUCCCAGCUGAAGCACUCGAUGCACCAUUCCUCCUCCUCCCUUUCCGCCCUGACUCCGAUCCCCAAGGCGCGCGCGCGUUUAUCCGCAAUUUCUACAAGUCGAACGCCGAGCGAUCUUCUCAGUACACCGGUGACGGGUUGAAGCAAGAGCUACGCCUGACGGACUCUGUUGUGUUGUGCGGCAUCUUGAAAUGGUGCUGGAGUCGCAUGCCCAAUGGAGUUGUGUCUUGGCCCGUGUACGAGGUAUUUCGAAUUGGUGAGAAGGAGGCCAACCUGGCUCGUAAUGCCUUCGACACUUUUAUACCCAUUGGGGCCGAUUCCGAGGCUCGCAGGAGCGUUAUCUUCGACUUCUUCGACCUGAUUGCUGCGGUCGCCGCGCAUGGCAAGAUGAAUGGAUUGACGGGACGCAAGGUCUCCCGACUGGCUGGUUGGUGGGCCUUCGAGCAUACCGACAGCGGCAAUGGCUUUGAAGGAGGCUACAAGUCCUGGGCCGCUGCAGCAGAUGCCGCCAGCCAUCUGUUCUUUGCGUACUUGCGCUCUCAAUCUCCUGACACGGAUCCCUCCAUGAACGUCAUCGAGCGCAUACCUCGAUCCUUGCAGGCCCUAGUAGCCUCGACUGAAUACCCCCCUGAAACGCCAACGCUACUUCAGCGGGCCACGCCGCGCGUGGUCAUGCUUGUCGAUCAAGUCUCUCCUACGCCAUUCGCGCUCCUUCGUAGAGCGAAGCAUUUCGAAUAUCGGGACCGCGAUCGGGUGCUGCGCGAGUAUUCCGAAUACGAGGAUCCCAUCGACGCUUUGACGGAUGAAUGCAAGCGUGUCCUGUACGCCGUGUCUUCGGCGAACCAAUCCAUUGCGGCUCGCUCAAGACAGGCAGCCCGAAAGCCUGAAGAGUCCUGGACGGCUUUCCAGAAUCUGGGUUUCGCUGACAUUGACGAAAAGGCAUUGACGCAGAGGUCACCCACAAACGGAUCCACCAAGACUGUCGGUCAGGGGCUGCGGGAACAACCGCAAUCGAGGAACGCUGAUGCUGGACGACCCACGACCCCUUCAUGGGCCGACUUUCUAUCUUCUGGAUUCGCUGAUGAUGGCUCUGCCAAAUCUCCCGCAUUGCUAUACCCAUCUGCGCAUGUUCUUCCUCCCAUUAGCAGCGGCUCGACGUCUCCUAGCCCGCUUGCAGGCGACGAUGAGAACCUCGCACCCGGCGAGCUCGCAGCGAUCACCAACAUUUCCUUGGACGAUGCUUUCUGGUGGGUAUGGAUGACGAGUUUGGCCGGCGAGGAGCCUUCUGCUCGCAAAGCUGUGUUUGGAAGAUGUGCGCUCAUCGAGACGAGUAUCAUGGGCGGCCGCUGGCUCAUCAUGGAGGAGCAGGUCAAAGGCGCUGCUCCAGAUCCGACUGAAGGCGUUUACAUUGCUCCCAAGAAAAGCAUAUUCAGCUUUACCAAGCGUGGUAGACUGGGACGCAAGCGUUCCACUAGCAAGCAGCCUUCUCGAGAGCAGCCUCAACGCGCCCUUUCGGCUACUCCAAGCAAGACCAGCAUCACGACGGACCAACAAGCAAAGAUAAAGGCUGCGGCAAGGGCUUUGACAUCAAGGAAGCAGGAGACUCCCGAACCUGAUGCCGCUCGGCGCGGCAGACACGACGAUGGUCAAGCCAGCAAGACUAACAGCAUGCUGACUCUCGGCUUGCAGAGUGAGGCAGGGCCUGCCAUGAAGUGGGCCAGCUCUUACGACAAGAGCACGAUUCGGGCUCAGUAUCUCGGCGAUUCUUUUGCCGGAAAGGGAAUGUCUCGAGAGGACCUCCGCCGCAUCUCGUCACUCAAUCCCGCUGGAGACAGUGGGAUGGCGACGCCUGUCCCACCAACAUCACCCGCAGCACCAGCUUUCCCAUCUGAGCACAACGACCGCGAAUUGCCACCAGUAUCGAAGGAUGACGAAAAGCCUGCGUCAAACGAGUCCCUUGUGCCUGAGUCUUUCCGAGUUUCGAGCAUUCAGGACACGGUUGCUGCUUUUCCAGAUGUUCCAUCUACACAGAACGAAGAUGAUGAGGCUGCGCCAUCCCCCGAGGUACGACGCACGGCACCGGAGUCAUUGACUGCUCUCGACAAGGAAAUUGGCGCAUCUCCAAAGGGGCCAAAGAUGGGACGGAAACCUGUCCCUCGUCAAGACGAACACCCGGCUUUCAGAGCUCCGGAAAAUGACUACUCGAACGCGUCACCGACGACGCCGAAGCCAAACGCAGCGGCCCUUGCAGCUGCGCGAGCCAUGCAAUCUCAAGCAGCGACUAGCCCCGAGGAGAGCAGCAAGUCUAAGAAGCCUGCUGGCCAAAGUGGCGGUGGCAUUCGUAAACUCUUCGGCAAGAAGAAAGAAAGCACCCGUGGUGAUUCUUUGGACAUGCCAAGACCUGGGAGCAACGGCCUGGCUCGUCCGGCCGAGAUCGGUAUUGGCCGUCGCCUUUCCCUAAUGCGUAAGAAACCCACCGCCACGCCCAUGACAAGCACUACUGCCGUCGCUAGCCAGCCUGAGCCAGAAAUGCCUGCCCAGGAGCCCACUGUCACUGCUCAAAACUUCGCUCAUGAUCAUUCGCCCGCGGAGCUGUCUCGCAGUAGUACUCACGAGCAUGAAGCGGCCGAGCGAGAGUUCUCUCGCUUUGAUCAGGGCCCGAUGGACGACAUGCCGUCGGCGAUGCCUCACGAUACCUCUGAGGAACCAUCUCCACAGCUAAAUCAGCACCAUUUCAACACUCUUGCCGCAGCUAGGCUGCAUCCGCAAGCGACGGAGGAUGCGACUAUGCUGCCUUUCGAUGCUCCUGCCUCUGACGUCGAGUCUGAAGUAACCAUGGAAGACAACCAGGAUACUGAGGUCGUGCAAGACCGCUGGGCUACUAUUCGCGAGAACGCACACAAGCGGGCGGCUCAGCGUCGCGAGGACGUUGGAAGACCCAGCGAAGACCAGAGCACGCAAAGCAAAGCAAGCCAGAGCCUUCGAACAGAUGAUGGAGAGACAAGCGGAGAAGAGAGUGAGUGCCCACCCAUGGAACUGUAUAUGUGACCUGAGCUGACAUUCUCGUAGCUAUUGAAUCGCGCGUUGCCCGCAUCAAGGCACGUGUUGCCGAACUUACUGGCAACAUGGAUGCCGCACGACAGUGA
Lecanosticta acicola is the source of this 3391-nucleotide messenger RNA. Lineage: Eukaryota; Fungi; Ascomycota; Dothideomycetes; Mycosphaerellales; Mycosphaerellaceae. The record is from the annotation of a GenBank genome assembly.